AUGGCAAAAACCGACGACUAUUGUCGCAAGUUCCAGAUCAUGCAAGAGGCAGUGAUGAAAAAAGGCCAUCCUCAGAGCGGCUUCUUUUGGGGAAACAGAAAGAGUCUUUGGGAGGAUCCCAAGAAAAUUAGCAAAACAGCAUAUGACAUGUUGCACGAUUGGUAUCCGAGGAAUUACUCGUCGAAUUUGAUGAAACUCGUUAUUCAGAGCCCGCACUCGCUGGACGAGCAACAAAAGUGGGUCGAAGAAAUAUUCUCUCUUGUUCCCUCCCGCAACUUGAAAAAAGCCCUGGACGAGCCAGACUGGUCUGUCGGAUCUGCAUAUAAAGGACAAAAUGUUUCCAAGCUUAUCAAAUACCACCCAGUUUCGGACUUCCACACCGUCGAUAUCAUGUGGAGUUUGCCCCCUCAAAAGGAGUUUUACAGAAUUUACCCUGAAAAAGGCUCGAUUCUUUCAUACUUGAAGCAGAAGGACUGGGCGCACGAGAUCUACGCUGGAAACUCUGGCCAAGCUUGCGAAGAGAACAAGUACCAUUCCGAACUGUCGAUCCAAUUCCGUUUGACAGAAGCCGGACUCGAAAACUGGGAGAAAGUUGUCGCCGCUGUCUUCAGUUAUCUGAAGAUGCUGGAAGCUCUUUCCGAAGACGAACGACUUCGGAUCUUUAAUGAGAUUAAGAAAAUUGAGGCGAUCAACUGGGCAACAAAAGAGGACAAGAAAGCGCAGCAGAAUUGCAUCGACGCAGCCGAGAGUAUGAUAAGCUUUGAGGACUCAGCCCGAUGGCUUGAUGGAGAUGACUUGAUUUUCGACUACGAUUCGGCGAUGCUCAAGAGCAUCGUUGAUCACAUGAAGGCAACUAACUGCACGGUGAUCCUUAGCUCGAAGAACUUUGAAAACACCGUUGAUACUGUCGAAGAAUGGAUGGGCGGGAAAUACUGCCUCGAAGACUUAUCAGAGGACACGAUCGAUUCGUGGAAGAACGCUCCAGUCAUGAACGAAGUCUUCUUCGUCCCCUCAAGCAACAAGUACCUGGCAGAAGACAUCAAGGUGAAGGAAGACGAGCCGAGCAUCGAGUGGGAACACGUGCGAAAAAUUGAAGAAGCGGAAAACGCCGAGCUCUGGUUCAAAGGCGAUGGUCAGUUCAAACUGCCGCGCGCGUUCAUCUCCUUCAUCAUCCGCUCGCACCUGCCCUACGAAAACGCGAAGAACAAGGCAAUGUACGAGUUCUUUCCGUUUAUUCUCAUCCGAACCAUGGCGGAAGUCGCCUAUGAUGCUGAAACAGCCUUGCUGCACUACAGCAUCGAUCCGGAUACAAGUGGACUCAACGUCAAAGUUAACGGACUUAGUGACAAACUAAGCUUGCUCCUUGAAGAGUGUUUGAAUCAAAUCAUCAACUUCGCUCCUUCGCAGAGCGAGUUCGACUCGUUAAAAGCCCAAUACAUUCAAAACUUCAAAAGCGUCAUCCAAAAGCCGGAUGAACUGACGAAAGAUUUGCGACUGUCGCUUAUGCAAAGCACGAAAUUCCCCCUGAUUGAAAGAAGAAAGGCCUUUGAAACAGUCACCAGAGAAGAGAUGAUUCAGUUUAUCAAAGAUUUAAGAAAGGAGUGUUUCCUGACGAUGCAUGUCCAAGGAAACUACUACGAGAGCGACGUCCGAAAACUCUUCAAAGAAGCCAUUAAUCAAUUCACAGGAAAGCCGCCGGUGUUAGAAUCCCAGAAAAGGAGAAAAAGUAAGAGACGAAAAAUUUCAGAAAGCAAGCCUCUUGCGCGGAGGUUCACGACGACGGUGAGGCUGCCGGAAAAGGCGACCGUUCUCAGGGUCAGAAACUGCAAUCCGAUCGACGUCAACACCAACUACAUUAUUUACUGGCAGAUUGGCCCGAUGGCAAUCAAGGACUAUGCACGAAACGAUUUGCUAGUGACGAUCAUGGAAGAACCUUGCUUCGACAUUUUGCGCACGAAAAAGUGCCUCGGCUACUCGGUUUAUCCGACGCUUCGGGACACUUUCGGCAUUGGCGGCAUCUCGAUCUCCAUCAGCUCGCAGCAGAACAAAUUCUCUGUGAAAGAAAUUCACGAGCAUUGUCUCGACUUUCUCAAACAGUUUGAGGAGAUUAUUGGCGGCAUGACAGAUGAAAAAUUUGAAGAGCAUCGGGCCGGGCUGAUCGAAGCCAAAAGAAGCGACGACACAAAGUUGAAGCAACUUUUCAACCGUUGGAAUUCGGAAAUCGCCUCCAGCGAAGCCCGAUUCGACAGGCUGGAGACAGAAAUCGGAUUCCUCGAGAAGUUCUCAAAGAACGAAAUCAUCGGCGCCUUCAAGAAGAAUAUUCUUGAGAACAAGCGCAUCUUACUCGUUGUGACCCAAGGAAACGAAGUCGACGAAAAAACGGAGACGAAAAAAGCGAAUAUUGAGAGCCUGGAACAUGUAGCGGCGGAAGACCUGUUCGAGGAGUACGAACAAGUUGAAAACAUCGACGAGGCACGGAAGCGAUUUGGCUUCUUCCCCGUUUCGCAUAUCAACAAAAAUGAACUAUAA
This is a messenger RNA of Oikopleura dioica, 2529 nucleotides long. NCBI's taxonomy places the organism in Eukaryota, Metazoa, Chordata, Appendicularia, Copelata, Oikopleuridae. The record is from the annotation of a GenBank genome assembly.